Messenger RNA from Jaculus jaculus (lesser Egyptian jerboa), 5648 nucleotides. It is a transcript of the gene Phactr1, whose product is annotated as phosphatase and actin regulator 1. Gene Ontology annotation, biological process: cell motility; stress fiber assembly. The transcript is spliced from 16 exons. The record is from RefSeq and is a predicted model, not a curated record. Bases 448 to 2400 code for a protein of 650 amino acids. Gene Ontology annotation, molecular function: actin binding. Lineage: Eukaryota; Metazoa; Chordata; Mammalia; Rodentia; Dipodidae.
AUAAAACGGGCAGAUCCAUCAUUUCCCUCCACGCGGUGCUCCUGACUGGAGAUUGAAGGGAAAAUUAGAAGCUGCUCAUUUGGGCUCAUGGGCUCAGCAGCACCACUCAGCUUCACUUCAAGCUCUCUCGGGUGUUCUGGUGAAAGGGGACAAGAGCUGGGGAGGGAGCUCAGAGAGGCUGAGGCUGGCGUCACCUUCUGUUGCUAAGGUAACGUGUUCUGGCCAUUUUAUCAGAUAAAGGAAGUCCAGUGGCUGGAAUACAUUAUUUAUCACUGAGCUAAUCAAACAAUCAAAAUUGUUUACUUUCACUGGGGGAAUAUUUAGUGAGAUCAAAGACUGCUAGCUGAAACUGCUCCUGUCUUGCUGUGGCCAUUUCGCCCUUCGUUUUAUUUUUUCAGCAUCCAAGUGACUGUUUUCUCUCAAAAUUCUGUGUUUGGAGCAUCAAAGAUGGAUUAUCCCAAAAUGGACUAUUUUCUUGAUGUGGAGUCUGCUCACAGACUCUUGGAUGUGGAAUCCGCUCAAAGAUUCUUCUACAGCCAAGGAGCUCAAGCUCGCCGGGCGACCCUGCUCCUGCCUCCCACAUUAAUGGCGGCUUCUUCGGAGGAUGACAUAGACCGGCGGCCCAUCAGAAGAGUGCGCUCCAAGAGCGACACGCCGUACCUCGCCGAGGCCAGGAUCUCCUUUAACCUGGGGGCAGCUGAGGAAGUGGAGAGGCUGGCAGCCAUGCGUUCCGACUCCCUGGUCCCAGGUACCCACACCCCGCCCAUCCGGAGGAGAAGUAAGUUUGCCAAUUUGGGAAGGAUUUUCAAGCCUUGGAAAUGGAGGAAGAAGAAGAGUGAAAAGUUCAAACACACGUCAGCAGCCCUGGAAAGGAAGAUAUCAAUGAGGCAGAGCAGAGAGGAGCUGAUCAAGCGAGGGGUCUUGAAGGAAAUCUAUGAUAAAGAUGGGGAGCUCUCCAUAUCGAAUGAAGAUGAUUCCCUGGAAAAUGGACAGUCGCUGAGCUCUAGCCAACUGUCCCUGCCUGCCCUGUCUGAAAUGGAGCCAGUCCCCAUGCCCAGGGACCCCUGCUCGUAUGAGGUGCUCCAAGCCUCAGACAUCAUGGAUGGACCAGUGUCCGAAGAGAGUCCCUCAGCCAGUGAAUCUGCAGUCCUCCUGUCCCAAGAUCCUUCAGCAAAACCAGUCCUGCUACUGCCCCCCAAAAAACCUGCUGCUUUCUCUGGAGACCAUGAGGAGACCCCAGUGAAACAGCUUUCCCUUCUCAAGCAGCCCCCGGCCUUGCCUCCCAAACCCACUGCCCGGAUUGCCAACCACUUAACAGAUCCUGGCGCCCCUGUGAAAUUGCCUUGUCUGCCAGUGAAACUGUCGCCUCCGCUACCUCCAAAGAAAGUCAUGAUCUGUAUGCCCGUAGGCGGACCAGAGCUCACCCUGGCAUCCUACGCUGCCCAGAAGAGCAGCCAGCAGAGCCUGGCCCAGCACCACCACACCGUCCUGCCAUCCCAGAUCCAGCACCAGCUGCAAUACGGCAGCCACGGCCAGCACCUUCCCUCCUCCACCGGCACCCUCCCCAUGCACCCCUCGGGCUGCAGGAUGAUCGACGAGCUGAACAAGACACUUGCCAUGACCAUGCAGAGACUUGAGAGCAGCUCCGAGCAGCGAGUCCCCUGUUCCACUUCUUACCACAGCUCUGGUUUGCACUCAAGUGACGGUGUCACAAAAGCAGGACCCAUGGGCCUUCCGGAAAUAAGACAAGUGCCAACUGUUGUGAUUGAAUGUGAUGACAAUAAAGAAAAUGUGCCUCAUGAAUCUGACUACGAAGACUCUUCCUGCCUAUACACGCGGGAAGAGGAGGAAGAGGAGGAGGAUGAAGACGAUGACAGCUCACUGUACACCAGCUCCCUGGCCAUGAAGGUCUGCAGGAAGGACUCCUUAGCCAUCAAACUGAGCAACAGACCCUCCAAGCGGGAACUGGAAGAAAAGAACAUCCUUCCCAGGCAGACGGAUGAGGAGAGGCUGGAGCUGAGGCAGCAGAUCGGCACCAAGCUCACCAGGCGGCUGAGCCAGAGGCCCACAGCAGAGGAGCUGGAACAGAGGAACAUUCUGAAACCUCGGAACGAACAAGAGGAACAAGAAGAGAAACGGGAAAUCAAGAGGCGGCUAACUCGGAAGCUCAGUCAGAGGCCCACGGUGGAAGAGCUCCGCGAGAGGAAGAUCCUCAUCCGCUUCAGCGACUACGUGGAAGUGGCCGAUGCUCAGGACUAUGACCGCAGGGCAGACAAGCCAUGGACCCGCCUCACGGCUGCGGACAAGGCUGCCAUUCGGAAGGAGCUCAACGAGUUCAAAAGCACUGAAAUGGAAGUCCAUGAGCUGAGCAGACACUUGACAAGGUUUCACCGACCUUAACAGUGGAAUGGCUCGAUCGCUCUGCUGUCUUCGGAACAUGCAUUUAUAAGAACCAUAAGUGCUGGUAUUUAUCCACUUCCCUAUUACAAUGUAAAUCUUCUGAACUGCCUUUUUUUUUUUUUUGUAAAGAAGAAAUAAAAGGAAACACAGGAUUCUAUGCGCGGAAACGUGAUGGUGAAGGCUCCUGGGUGAGAGCUGCCAGUACCGCUUCUGCUGCCGGCUUGGGUCCCAGCCCUGAGGGGACCUAGCAGAAGACCUCCCAGAGGCCACCUCGUCCUCUCCAUCCAGGCCCAGCAGGCACCACGACGGGCCAGUCUACAGUGACCCUGCCUCACACGGGACUGUGGCCUGAGUCCAAAGAAGCCAGAGCCAGUGGGUUUGGCACGGGGGUGGCAAAGGUCACAGUCCUGUCGACCUCCUAGACUUGGUCAGCUGUACUAGCUUCCAAAGCAGCAUAUACUUUGGGGGCCCCUAGGAAGAGGGAUGCUGAAAAGGAGUGGCCAUUUCUGGGUCUCCCCUGGCCUUUCUUUUCAGCCCCGUCCUAAGAGGGCCUGUGGUGGCACUUUAGUCCUGAGUACACGUGCUGUGGGCAUGAGAGGCUGGUGCUGAAUGUCCGCCCUGCCCCCCCCCCACCCGGCCUAAGCUGUGGAUUACAACGAGUUGUCAUCUACUUGGCUCACAUUCAUUGACCGACCCAUGUGCAGAAAGCCCCAUGUCAUGGGAGAUCCACACACACAAACGCUAUUGCUAAGGCACACCGUGUGUUCGUGUGUGUGAGCUGUCCAAAGGCCAAUAUCAGAGGCUCUGCUUGGCUGAUGUUCUUCAUUGUUCCUGGACCGACCAGGGACAGUGGAUGUGGCUUCUGAGUAUAGGACCAGUGAAUACGUGGAGGCCAGCACCCUUCCACUCUCCUUUCUUUGCACUGAAGCGUUUCUACAGGGAAGCCCAGCGUUAGCAUGGGCAAACAUUGGCGUGCCCACCACGGUGUCCCUCCUGCUCAGUUUAUCCAGAGAGAAUCUUUUCUCUCUCAGGAUGCCAGGGGGCCAGGAGAUAUGCCUCCAAUUGCCUAGUGCACUGGAACCCUAGGAAGGCAAGCCCUGUUGACAAGCCCCCCGAGUGGGUGUGCGGUGAGGAAUAGAUGCUCCCAAGCCCUUGUGAGAAUCGUAAGGAGACCGGCUGAAGCAUUUAUCUUUUCAUUUUUCAUCCUAACAGACCUCGCAGGCCCUUGGGCACAGAGCUAUGACUGGCCACCUGUGCUGUGCCCAGCAUUCAGAGUCACCAUGGUCUUUCUAGGUGAGGCUGUGUUCCCCACCACACACAUCCAGGACUUAAAAAGAUGCCAGCCAGCCUGGCCAUCCCCAAAACAGUCAAGUCCCCAUGACAAAUCAGUGGGACCAUGUUACUCUUAGGAUGCAGCACCAUCAAUAAGGCCAGGGAAUUUUCUGGAGAGGUAAUGGCUCCAUGGCCAGCACUAACCCAGGAACCAGACAGAGUUGGAGAAAAGCUCUGCUCAGCUCUGUAGGCAGUGCCCCCAGCCCCUGCUGUCCUGGCACGGUCAGGAGCAAGGGCACCUCUGCCCAGCGCAAGGAGGACACUUUUUUUUAUUAUUAUUACUACUAUUAACGUUAAUAGUUGAAUGUUGAAUCCGAAUAGUUCCUGCAGUCGGGAGAAGUAUUCAGGGAAAAUGUGGUUAGGAUUUUAGUGUGGCUGUAAACAGUCUGACCAAGAGGCUUACCGACUGACUUCUGAAUGUGCAAGUGGCAAGAGGAGAGGCGCGGGCUCUUUCUUUGAACUUCCCUAGGGCUUUGGGGCAGGCACACGUUCUGAGCAGAGCUCCCUGCCUGGCCGGACCUGAGGUCCUCAUGUCCUCUAGCCAGCUGCUUCAGGCUGGCCUGACGAGCCUCGCCCAGGCAGGAGGAGCACUAAAGGCACUCUAGUCUUCUCCCAGGAAGGCCCCUGACUUCCUGCUGGACUUGGUAGGGCCCUUCCAGUGGCUGGGAACCGAAUGCCAAAUCCAUCUCCCAGCAACCCUAGCUGUCUCCCCAGAGUCCCCUGGGAUUACAAGUCCCCUCUAUGUAUGGAAGAAAUUGAACACAAUGUCUGUGUCUCUUCCUGUAGGGCCCCCUUUGGCAGAAGUCACUUGCUCGGAGGUAGGGCUAUGACUCUCAUGCUCCUGAAAAAAUCACCUCCCUCCGGGAUUGGCUUCUCCAAGGUUCUUACCCAGCUCAACCUGAGCAGAGGCAGGAUAGAGCCUCUGCUGUCUUUCUGAAAACCUGAAGCUCCUUGGGGAAAUGUAGCUGCCUUUCUUCCUACCUUCCUUCUUUCUUUCUUCCUUCCUUCCUUCCUUCCUUCUUUCUUUCUUUUCUUUCUUUCUUUCUUUUUUGCCAUUUUGUUAGGACAAGCAAAGUAGCUUGUGUUACUUCCCAAGAUGACAAUUUGAUGUUAAUUGGGCUUGGGGAAGUUGGCUAGACUGUUUAAAGUGCAUCCUUUUCUGGAAAAGCUAUAGCUUUCAAGUGAAUUAUCUUGAGUGAGUACCCAUCCAGUUAGGCAUUGUUGUUUCGGUUAGCAGAGGGAAAAUAUGAUGUGUCAAAUCAUGUUUCCUUCUAAAACUCAAAUGUUGCUUCAAACCCCAUCCCCAAUCCCACUUCACUGACAGAAGAGAAUGUCAGUGCCCUACUAACUUAAGUUCCCGAUCGAUCGCCCACGGAGACCCAUAAAACCCUGUCAGACUUCAGGCUUGAGCCUUUCUGCCAGACAGAGAAACCAAACAGCGUGAAGGACAGUGUGACGAGAUGCUCUGAGUUUAUUUCCCUCCUGCUUACGAACAUGUAUUUACACUUGCUGAAUGAGCAUUGUGGUGUGUUUGUUCCAUAGAGGGGACUUCAGGCCGUCCCCCUGUGCCCAGCCAGCGGCAGGGGGCACCUUCCAUGACUUCCUCCCACGGGUCUGUUCCUCCCCAAGCCGAUUACUUUUUCCAGUCGCUUCCUGGUGUCUGUACAUAGUAUGUCUUUGUAUAGGAGUGAGUGUGUGUGGUGACCGUCGACCCCGUGCCCUCCCGGGUUCUAAUGGAACAGAUGAUGGCUGUACGAGGAAGACACUGUACAUCAAUACAAAUGAAACUGGAUCUCUAUGGCCUCGGUUUUGUACAUACAGAAACUGCAUGGUAUUUAAAUUAUUGUUUCUCUCUGAUGAUGUAUGCAGUUUCUUUAAAAACAAACCAAAAAAAAAGGUCUUAAAAAAAAACUUGA